AUGGGUAUCUUUCAAAAUAAUAUCAUUAAAUGCUUAAUAAUUCUAGUAAACAUAUUUAAUAUAAGUUAUUGUUACGAUGAAAGUGGAUACAUUGCCUAUUGUCCCUGCAUGGGUAGAUUUGGAAACCAAGCUGAUCAUUUUUUAGGAGCUCUAGCAUUUAGUAAAGCCCUUAAUAGGACAUUAAUUCUUCCUCCAUGGGUGGAAUACAGAUAUGGAGAAGUGAAAUCAAUUCAAGUCCCUUUUGACACCUAUUUUGAUACAAAGCCAUUAACUGUUUACAACAAAAUUGUGACAAUGGAAACCUUUAUGCAAGAAGUUGCACCAAACAUUUGGCCCCAAGACAAAAGGAUAUCCUUUUGCUACACUCCUAGAAUUGGGGAUUAUAAAAAUAGUUGUAAUGCAAAGUCAGGCAAUCCAUUUGGGCCCUUUUGGGACACUUUUAAUAUAGAGUUUAGUGAUUCUGAAUUUUAUGGACCUUUAAAUUAUGAUGCAUAUAACGAAAUAAUUAUACAACAGUGGAUUAUUAAGUACAGACCACAAGAAUGGCCUGUGUUAGCUUUUACAGGUGCACCAGCUAGUUUUCCUGUUCAGGCAGAAAAUGUACAUUUACAAAAAUAUCUUAAAUGGAAUGUCCAAAUAUUGGACAAAGCUAAGUUAUUCAUCAAAGAAAAUAUGAAUGGUGGUGGUUUCUUAGGCCUUCAUUUAAGAAAUGGUCAAGACUGGGUAAGAGCAUGUGAGCAUGUCAAAGAUAGCCCAACAUUGUUUGCAGCACCUCAAUGUGUUGGUUAUAAAAAUGAGAAAGGACCCUUGACAUCAUCAAUGUGUCUUCCCACUAAGGGUGAAAUGUUGAAACAAGUCAAGAGGGCACUAAAAAAGUUUCCAGACAUAAAGUAUGUUUUUGUUGCAUCAGAUUCCAAUCAUAUGAUAGAAGAGUUGAAGAAAUCAUUAAAGGACUUUCAUGUUACUCUAACUAAACUUAACAACAGUAAUCCACAUUUAGAUCUAGCUAUCUUAGGCAAGGCUAAUUAUUUUAUUGGCAAUUGUGUGUCUUCUUUUUCUGCAUUUGUAAAACGAGAUAGAGACGUCAGUGGCCUUCCAUCUGAAUUUUGGUCUUUUCCCAGUCGAAAGAAGUAUAAACAUGAUGAACUAUAG
Molecule: messenger RNA, 1152 nt
Organism: Pieris macdunnoughi
Lineage: Eukaryota; Metazoa; Arthropoda; Insecta; Lepidoptera; Pieridae
Source: the annotation of a GenBank genome assembly